AUGAAAAGACGUACAAGCGUAUCUCAAAGUCUUCCAAGUUGUUCUUAUUUCUCACCACUCUUUGGAGAGAUUCCCUUUGUUACAAUAACACCACAAGAAAUAAUUCACGCAGAAACACAUAUAAUAUUACCUUGUUAUUCACUUCCUAAUUGCGCUUCAUUUCAAUUGUGGUGUUCAAUAUUUCCAUUACUUUCAAAUAUAUCGAAUAUUAGUGAAUUAAAUAGACUGUACUCAUUUACAUCUCCUGCAUCAUUGUCUUUACUUCAAUCAUUACCUCCAAUAGAAAGUAGUCAUUUUUUUAGGGAUACUAUUCCAAUUAUUGCUUCGUUAGCAGCUAUUCAUCCAAAACUUUUUCCAACACCACUUAUUCUUCCAACAGCACCUAAUUCAAUGCUUCGACUAAAUAGAUUACAAGUAGCGUCAUUAUUUGCAUUAUCAUUUCUUGGAUUAUUUCGAUUACCAAUAAAGUUCCAAGAUGCAAAACAAUUUCCAAGAUGUUUAAGUAUUGUAGAUAAAGUAUCGGCAACUAAACUAAGAUGUUAUAUGGCAUAUUUUAGUACUAUUGGAAUAGCAAUUAUUAAUAAAGAUCCUAUUCUUCAAGAACAAAUUACAUAUCAACGAGUAUAUGGUGAAUCACCACAAUGGUCUAAUCUAUCUCUUCCUGUUUCUGUUAAUGUUACACUUGUAGAUGGGUUAAUUGAAAAAGAAAAUAGAAAUGUAUUAAAAGCUGUUUUUUCUUCAAAAGCAGUUGGUGGAAAUGUAUUAGAAGAUGGAUGUUCACAAGAAGAAAUUAUGUUUAUUAAAUGUCCAGAAUGUAUGGUUGCUUUAUUAAUUGCACCAGUAUUAAGUGCAAAUGAAUCAUUUAGAAUAUAUAAUAUAUUACAAUAUUCAGAAGUAACAGGAUAUGCAACUGAAAUAAGUUUUAAGGGGAAUGUAGCAUCAUUACAAUUAAAACAUGACUUUGUUAUAUUUGAUGCAUUAAUUUGUGUUGAUAAAAAAUUACAAUACACUCAAUAUGGAAUUGAUAGAGAACUUAACAAAGUUUUUAGUGCAAUUAAAAAAAUAGAUGAUGAUUGUGAUAUAAUGCAACCAUUUGCAACAGGGAAAUGGGGGUGUGGUUCAAUGCUAGGGGAUUCUCGUUUAAAAUUUAUUAUUCAAUUAUUAGCUUCUUCAUUAACAGGAAGAGAAAUGAGAUAUCAUCCUUUAAAUGAUAUUCAACAUCAAAAUGAAAUUACUGCAUUUCUUCAAGCAAUUAAAAAUAAAAAACCAACUAUUCAAGAGUUAUAUACCUAUACAUUGGCUUUAUCUUCUACUAAUCCAUCUUCUCUUUUAACUAGAAUAACACAACUUUAA
This is a messenger RNA of Entamoeba dispar SAW760, 1353 nucleotides long. Its product is annotated as poly(ADP-ribose) glycohydrolase, putative. Lineage: Eukaryota; Evosea; Mastigamoebida; Endamoebidae. Gene Ontology annotation, cellular component: cytoplasm; nucleus. The transcript has 3 exons. Gene Ontology annotation, molecular function: poly(ADP-ribose) glycohydrolase activity. Gene Ontology annotation, biological process: regulation of DNA repair; carbohydrate metabolic process; nucleotide-sugar metabolic process. Bases 1 to 1353 code for a protein of 450 amino acids. The record is from RefSeq and is a predicted model, not a curated record.